Messenger RNA from Malassezia sympodialis ATCC 42132, 501 nucleotides. RefSeq lists its product as uncharacterized. NCBI's taxonomy places the organism in Eukaryota, Fungi, Basidiomycota, Malasseziomycetes, Malasseziales, Malasseziaceae. The record is from RefSeq and is a predicted model, not a curated record.
AUGUCGAACAGCAACUUGGAAAGCCAGGCUCACGAAUUCGCCUCUGACAUGUCGAAGAAGGUCGGCAAUGCCGCCUCGGAGGCUCAGGGCCACGUGGAGAACGCUGCCCAGCAGAGCCACGGUGCUAUCAGUGAUGCCGCGAAGAAGGCCGAGAACAGCGUGCCUGAGGCCAAGGAGGGUGGUCACAGCCUCGUUGAGCAGGGUCAGGAGUACCUGAGCCAGGCUUCGAAGUACGUGCAGGAGCAGUCGCAGAAGCUCUUCAACAGCGAGAGCUCGGCUGCCUCCGCCACCGACAACUCGUCGACUCUUGGUCAGAUCAGCGAGCAGGCCCAGAAGUAUGCUUCGGAUGCCAUGGACUCAGUUAGCAAGGCCUUUGGCUCUGCCAGUGACAAGGCUUCCCAGGGUGCUGACAAGAUCGCCGGCAACGAGUCGUACGUUGACAGCGCUCGCCAGACCGCUAGCGACGCUCUCGGCAAGGCUCAAGACUACGUUAAGAAGUAA